Amoebophrya sp. A25 is the source of this 5072-nucleotide messenger RNA. Lineage: Eukaryota; Dinophyceae; Syndiniales; Amoebophryaceae. The record is from the annotation of a GenBank genome assembly.
GUAAAUUUCGAUAGUUAGCAGCAGAAUCAUGGAGUCUCAUUGCUCGUUCCUGUGAGAUAACAGGGACUCCUAGCAAGAACAUGGCAGACGACGUACCGGAUUUUUUCGGGCCUGGUGGUGCGGACCCCUUCGCUAGUGGCGCCGCAUCGACUGGCCCACCGGCCGCUGCCUUCGGAGCACAGCCUCAACAACCUAAUAAUGGCGCGCAGCAAGGUGGGGCAGCACAGCCAUCAGGUGUCGCACAACAACCGAUGAUGCCUCCUGGUGGACAGACGGGGCUUCAGUUUUCUGCGUUUCCGACAGAUGGCGGUGCUAACCCACCGUCGGUGAGCGACCUACAAUAUGCAGGACCCACGAUUCCAAUGGGUGGUCCGAAUGCGGCACAACCGAUGACCUACAAUCCGAAUCUCGGUUCACCUAGCAACGCUUUUGGUGCACAGCAAGCGGGCUUUCUUGCACAAAACAAUGCACUCCCGAUUGCCGGCGACAUGCAACAACAGCAAAUGCAGAUGCAACAACAGAUGCAGAUGCAACAACAGCAGCAAUUUCAAGGAGGACAGCAAUUUCAAGGAGGACAGCAAUUUCAAGGAGGACAGCAAUUUCAGGGAGGACAGCAAUUUCAAGGACAGCAAAUGGCAAUGGCGAAUGCAGGAACGGAACCUGUAAGCGACCGCAUUACAGGAAUGGCAGGCAAGCCUCCACUGGAGAAUGCUGCGCCGAAUCGUUCUUGGAGAGCGACAUUCUUAUGACCACGCGUUUGAUUACGUCGUACUCAUAUUAUCGCUAUAUGACCACACGUUUGAUUACGUCGUACUCAUAUUAUCGCCAUAUGACCACACGUUUGAUUACGUCGUACUCAUAUUAUCGCUAUAUGACCACACGUUUGAUUACGUCGUACUCAUAUUAUCGCUAUAUGACCACACGUUUGAUUACGUCGUACUCACAUUAUCGCUAUAUGACCACACGUUUGAUUACGUCGUACUCAUAUUAUCGCUAUAUGACCACACGUUUGAUUACGUCGUACUCACAUCAUCGUUAAAAUCCACCUCAUGGGAAGUCGUAGGACAAUUCCGAACCGACUAACAUCAUCAUAAUCCACCUCGUCCUCUUACACUUCAAGCUCAAAUAUCAGGCUCAUUAUGAGUAGUGGGGAGUAGUUCUAAAUGCAGAUCCGUCAUAAUCUUCUGCUCUCUGUCUUUGUUUCCCUUUAUCUUUGCUUCUCUCUAUCCCUCUGUUCGUUGUGGUACUAAAAUACUGUCAUAAAUAAAAUAUCGAGGACUUGCGACUCUUUUGAUUAUUGCCACAUGCACUGUCCAAUUUCAGUCUCUUACUUUAGUACAAAGGAGCGAAUUACUUUGAGUUGUUCAUCUAGGUACUUACAGAUCAUUAUUUAUUAGUCACAUGUUAUAAUUCUCGAGAAAUAAUAUUAAAGUUCUUUUUUUGUCUAACGUCUACCUACUUAUUCAAUUAUAUUAUAUUCGCACACGGCGCAUCUUCAUCUUCUAAUCUUUGGGCAUCGAAGUGAGCUCAAAGUACCGCAGAUCGACUCGGAUCCGACUGGGCUAGAGCAGAUGAAGCAUAGGGAAAACGCGGAGUUGGGCCACCUGACGCGACUUCGGCUUCACUAUUGGGAUCCGCAUCUCACGUGGAAAAAAAUGCUCUUCACCAAAUCGCAAAGCUCUCAGCCUUAUGAACAUGGAUUUCAUAAUGAUCAGAGAAUACCCGUAGAUAGGACGGGCACAGAGAAUACCCGUGACAUGACAAGGCUCCUUCCUCGGUAGCUAUAAGCUAACACUAUAACAUGGAGCGAACAUCAUCCAUGACGAUUGUGUACUAUAAAUUCAUUAUCACGAAGAUAAUCGUCGUGUACUAUAAAUUCUAAUUCAACACCAUGAAGAUGAGAGGUGAACAUGGGCUGGUUAGUUUUCGUUUGACUUUCUUUCUCAAAUCAAUUUUGGGAGCAAAAAAAUCAAUUGUAGGUCUCACGGUGCACAACUUGUAUAAAGUGUAGUAGGUCCCGAAGAUGUAGUACCUUCACGCUCGUUCUUGCACUGAGACGAGGAAUCGAUCUCAAGAGAUGUCGACACUUUGGUAGAAAUACGAUGCAUACCCAUCCCCUUCGUGCUAGGACUAGAAGUAGGACAGGCGCCUCCCUUGCUGCAACAUUUUUCAACGGUAAGCCCAAGCCCUAAGCGACCCUAACGAGGGAUCUGCUCCAAUGUUUUUUUACUAGCUUAUGAGCUUUCUUACCACGAGACGCUCUCUAAAGUAGCGACGUUGUACGGAAUCACUUGCGACAACGAAUGUUGAAGUUACGAUUACAUCGAGUAGACGGGGUGCAGGAUACCAAACCAGCGUUAGAAGCCAAAGUUAAGUCCACAGUUUGGAGUACGAAUUUUUUAUCCCAGAAGAAGUCUGCACUGAACUUUGUGCGAGCCCGGCAGCUUCGCGGAUAAACAUGCAAGCUCUUCCCUUUCGGAUAAGCACGGCACUACAAAAAAAAAAGCGAGAUUAAUUGUAUUGUAUUGUAUGACUGGAGUGCGGAACACUUUACUUGAUUGUGAACAUUUUAGCUGAGAAGAUGUGUCCCAGAGCUGGACCUAGAGGUUUGAUACCUCUAUUACUUUUCUUGCAGCAUCUUCUUACUUCGUUUUGCGCAUUCUAUUCCCAAGGAAGUAUGUCUAAGUAUAAGUAAUUACAGAUAACAAGCCAGGUGCCGGGGGGCUUUGAUGUGCAGGAUUCCGAGGCUAACCUAACUUUCUGCAUGUUACAACGAGAACCAAGCGCGACAAAUUUUCGGGGUUUAGUCCAAUGUAGCUAUUCGUAUUAUUUGGAGUCCUAUUCAUAGAUGCCUAUGUGCGAGAUUCUGAUAAAGCCUCCAUUACGUCUACCCACAUCUAAAAAAGUAUCCACACGGCCGUUCAUGCGGGUUCACGUGGUAGAUUUAGCGAGUCGGGGACAGUGGCUUAGAAAAGCUCCUACGCCACCCGUUAUGGAUGUCACAUCUUCGGACACAAAUUUGAUCGCUUCAGCUAAUGUGUAAUACUACUACUAGUAGCGAGGAAAAAUACAUACAAUAGUAUUUACUUUCUAGUUGUUCAUCUGGAAAAAAAUGGUAGUAGUAGCUGUGUCUGCGGUGAUUCUCUUAAUAUUUCUAGUUGUUCAUCGCUAAUAGUAUACUACUCUGAGCAAUAACAAAAUGAGGGACCAAGAAGGUGGCAUCAUGAGCAUCCAAGUAAAUACGAUUGAUUCUACGUUUCCGAUAGUAGUUAGAUUGGUUCUAUGGUUCCGAUGGUAAUUCCGGGCUAGCAAAAAGAUUGCGUUUUGGAUCAGGAAUAUGUUUUUGCCUCGUCAAGAUAAACCCCAUAGGCUCACAGGUCGCCUGAAUGGGGCACAUGAAUGAAAAAUGUUAAGCCAAGUACUUAGUACUAUCAGCAUUUGCCCUUGCUUCAGGUCUAUUGAUGUAAAAAUAUCAGCAUCUUCUCUUCCUUCAUGUCCAUUGGAGGAGGAGCGGGCGGGACACCUUCAAUGCAUGACGGCGUUUUUACCUACAUGGCGAACAAAGGCGGCAAAUCGAACUUGCUCGUGAAUGCUGGUGACAAUCCGGAGGGACUGUUCCUACCACCAAAGGUAUGACUUACGUGUGGUUUUCUCGUAAAGGAACUCAAAUUUAAUUUCUGUCGAUCCGGUGCUCAAUGCGCAGGGCUGAGGCAGGAGCCUAUCUGAAUCUGAAUCUGAGACUAGUAGCUGUACUAGUCGCUUCACAACAGCAGCGUUUCCAGAAGAUGUUUGUAAUUUGUUCGGAGGCUUCGGAAUCAUGAUCUUCUAGCGCCACUUCUAACUUCUGCGGACAGUCCCGGGGUGGAGGACGACGCUCUGUCGGUGGGACAGCAGAAGGAGGUCUCUUUUGUGCGGCCGUUUGACUCCAUCGAUUGCCCUGGCAUUCAAACGAGGCAAAAAUCAAGCCAGAACUUCAAUAACAAACGCUCUAUGUUAAGGCCAGAAGUCUAGAGUAUUCGAAAACUCAAAAUAACCGAGUUACUGACUGAAAUAAGGGAGGCACUAGCUUAUAGCGCCAAGGCUACUCUUCCUCCUCGUCGGUAUUUCGGUUAUUCUGAUCAGUUCCUUGCUUAUUUCAGUUUUUAGACUUCUAGCUAGUUUGCUCAGAUAUAGCCUAGAAGGAGCUUCUGAUAGAGAAAGCCACCUUCUUCAAGAAGACACUAUUUAGGGAAAAGCCAUUAGACUGAGUCCUGGGAUUCUGUUUCGGCAUGCUCGUUACUAAGAAGGAACCUUUUGGCUGUAAAAACAAGGCAAGAUUAGAAUAAUGUCCUGGUGGUUGUAAAAACAAGCAGGAACCUGGUAAUCAUGCUGACAAGGCAACUUCAGAACCAACACGAGACAAUAAUGUCUGAACGUAGUUCCACGACCGCAGGAAAUGUAUCAUCCCGCCGAUGGCUAAGUGUGGUCGUUUGGCAUGCAGUAGGAUGAUUGUUCCAAGAACACUUCCGCGGCUCAUUGUGCAGCAUCCAUAGCACUAAAAUUCUUAAUAUUCUAAGGUCUACAUUAUGCUUACUAUCUAACAGCAGAUUUUGUCUUCAACUGUCCAGCCGACUACUUGAUGAAUCCGAACGUCCUUUUCCUGAUUGAAGUGCUCGAGAAGGCUCUACGAGCACCAUCGAAAGACCCAAACUUGUGGUCUGCGACGACGACGAAGGAGGCGGCACGGUUAUGUUGUUGGAGUGAUUUUCUCUUAAAAAGGUUUAGACAAUCUUCAACACAAGACAGUAGACGAGUUGGAUCUACGCCUGAACCUCAAGUAUAUUCUUCCCCUUAACCUCACUCUUCGCGUUCGCCUCGACUGUGACACUGAACUACUCUUACAUCUGGGUUCUAACGUGUGACAUAAAGCGAGUAGCUUGGGCUUACUUGCGCGCUGACCAGCUGUUUGCGUCCGGUGUAGAUCUUCCAUGGGCCCUCAACACGAAUCCCGGAUCAGAGAAUUAUCACGGUGCGACUGCAGGCGUGUAUCAGGAACUGCUAGACACAGCGAAUCUUUCAACACCGCCAAGACU